AUGUUGGAUUCAUCAUGGCUCUGGUUUACGCUUGUUCAACUCAUGUUAAUUCUUACAAAUGGCAAGUUCGACAACCGACUAGUCGAUAAACAUCAAGAAGAUCAUACCAAGACCGCGAGUUCAAAUAUAAGAAUACCUGAAGAUAUCAAAAAAUCUGAUGCCCAUGAGGAUGUGUUCGGAGCUAAAAUGUAUCGGUCGCUUUUCUCAGUAAAGCAUCGCGAACAAUUAAAUGCAGUAAAGAGUUUAUUGGCUAUGAAGUCAAAGCGGGAGAAGUUUCUUUUAGAAUUAGUUCAUAGCAUUAUAAAGGUUAUUGUUAAUGGAAAAAGAAUAAUCGAGAAAGCGGAGUUUAGUCCAAACGAUACCUUUCCUACUGAAGGCAAAAAGGAUUUAAGAGAUGCUAUAGGAAAUGUUGUCGAAAAUACGGUUUUCUACUCUACUUUAUUAUUACAUUUCCCAACUGUGUUACUCAGCACGUUUAAAAAAGAUACUGAUUGGCAAUUGGUGUUUGCAUGGGCUUAUAAAUUUACUUUGGCAGUUCGAUUGCAUGACGAUGCUGCAGAUAAAUUGCUUGACUUAGCUGGUCAACAGCUAGAUAUCAUUCCAAAAAGGAAUGACUUUUAUAAUCCAUACGACAAGAAAGCCAUCAAGGAUCAAAUGGAACGAAAAGCAUUACAGAAAAUGGAGGAGGCUUUGCAUAAAAAGCGAGAACAAAAAAAAGUGGAACGUAAAAAAAUUAAGAUUAAAAAACCAUCGCUCUCUAGAAUUGAGUUAUAA
This is a messenger RNA of Thelazia callipaeda (thelaziosis nematode), 774 nucleotides long. The record is from the annotation of a GenBank genome assembly. NCBI's taxonomy places the organism in Eukaryota, Metazoa, Nematoda, Chromadorea, Rhabditida, Thelaziidae.